AUGGCCCGACCGAGACUACACAAGCAGGGCUGGCUCAGAAGAGGAUUUCGAAAAAUCUGCACCAGCGACGAAGUCAAAAUACCCAUCCUCCAAUGUAUCCCCUGCGAGCUGACGGUCACCGAUAAACAUGUCCUUCGUCACGCGCGAACCGCCAACCACAAGGAGACGUUGUCCGAGUUUUUAUCGGAGCUACAGGAAAAGGGGAUGCCACAAAGUGUCUUGGAUGAUGAGGCGGAUGAGAUAGGAGAGCUGUUGAAGGCCGAGGUGAACAGGGCAACGCUGUCCGGGUCAAAGGCUCGGAAGACUCCCACGCGCACGCGGACGCCAGUGAAGGGCUACCAGAAGUGGAAUCCGCUUUCUCUCUGGCUUGCUGAAGGCGUGUCUUUGUCUGAAGGCCAAAACGAUGGACGGCAACUUGUAUGCGCGGCAUGCUCGACGCCCGAAGAGUCUUUCGAGAUCCCCGACGAUCGCCAUUCGCUCUGUAGACACAUCCUCACAAAGAAGCAUCGAGAUCGCCUGCUCCCUUACCUCGCGAAUCUUGUCCAAUCGCCAGAUUAUCUCGCCAGCAAUACCCAUCCCAGCUCAUCUCUCACCCCGGCGCCUUCCUCCUCGGCUGCUGUUUCUGCCUCGUCUCCAGCCUUGAACGGCUAUACACCCGCUGCCAAGCCUUCGAGAGCGAGAGCGAGAACUGUGAAAAGGACGCCUCGCACCUCAGAACCUCAAAGUAAACCGAGUAAUGCGACUAGUGCUCGGAGCUCACGAGCUUCGCACGGGAAGGCGCCUGCUGGAGAGUCGCCUCCAUCGACGCCCUCCCACCCGUCGUUCCUCCGUUCGCGUGUGAAAGCCUUUCCGCCCCGGCCGGAGAAACGCCCCUCCCAGUCACCACAGCCUGUGCCGCCCGCUCAGCCUUCGUUGCCUGCCCCAUCUCCCCAGCAGGGCCAGGAGCUCCCUCUCGUGCCUCAAAAAGAGCGCUCCCCAUCGCCUGUCAGAGAUCCGGCUGGCGCUACGUCUCAGAAGAGCGAAGUGCAAGUGAAGCUCGAGCGCGAGAGUCCGCCCCCCGUCAUAAUAGCGAGGGGUACAGUCAAGAGAGAUCUUGGGGAGUUGGAGCUGGAGGUGCGAUACGAAAGGUACCAAAGAAAGAAGAAAGUGCGAAGACGUUCGGUCUCGCUUCAUUCAGGGGAAGAUGAGUCGAUGGUGAAUGAUUUACUUUGA
Cryptococcus wingfieldii CBS 7118 is the source of this 1212-nucleotide messenger RNA. RefSeq lists its product as hypothetical. The record is from RefSeq and is a predicted model, not a curated record. Lineage: Eukaryota; Fungi; Basidiomycota; Tremellomycetes; Tremellales; Cryptococcaceae. The transcript is spliced from 3 exons. Bases 1 to 1212 code for a protein of 403 amino acids.